AUGGGGGAAGGGCUGUUUCCUGGACAGUCAGAUCUAUUGCCAAACUCUGGAUUAUGGAAAUACCUUAUUAUCCAGUUGCUCCCUUUUUUAGAUACUGGAUACUUCUUUUAUCACAAUGGCAUUGCCAAGGCCAGGAGAAGACGCAGUCUUCAACACAAGCUUCAUCUGGAAAAGGAUUCCAGGGUAAAGAAAGCUGUGCAACAGGAAGGCUUCAGCAGAAGGAAGCGAGGAUAUAGAGACAUCAAUGACAUUGACAUCAACAUGAAUGAUCCUUUAUUUACAAAGCAAUGGUACCUGAUUAACACUGGUCAAGCAGAUGGGACUCCUGGCCUUGACCUUAAUGUAGCUGAAGCAUGGGAGCUGGGAUACACGGGGAAGGGAGUUACCAUAGGAAUUAUGGAUGAUGGAAUUGAUUAUCUGCAUCCUGAUCUUGCAUCAAAUUAUAAUGCCAAAGCCAGCUAUGACUUCAGCAGUAAUGAUCCCUACCCCUACCCCCGCUACACAGAUGACUGGUUUAACAGCCAUGGGACAAGGUGCGCGGGAGAGGUGUCUGCUGCUGCCAACAACAACAUCUGCGGCGUCGGAGUUGCAUACAACUCCAAGGUGGCAGGUAUUCGAAUGCUCGACCAGCCAUUUAUGACAGACAUCAUUGAGGCUUCCUCUAUUAGUCAUAUGCCUCAGGUCAUAGAUAUAUAUAGUGCCAGCUGGGGACCAACUGAUAAUGGAAAGACUGUGGAUGGACCUAGAGAGCUAACACUGCAAGCGAUGGCAGAUGGUGUGAACAAG
Messenger RNA from Fulmarus glacialis (Northern fulmar), 786 nucleotides. Its product is annotated as neuroendocrine convertase 2-like. Gene Ontology annotation, biological process: protein processing. Gene Ontology annotation, cellular component: Golgi membrane; trans-Golgi network. Lineage: Eukaryota; Metazoa; Chordata; Aves; Procellariiformes; Procellariidae. The transcript has 8 exons. Gene Ontology annotation, molecular function: serine-type endopeptidase activity. The record is from RefSeq and is a predicted model, not a curated record. The annotation marks the transcript as partial.